Molecule: messenger RNA, 1370 nt
Organism: Salmo salar (Atlantic salmon)
Lineage: Eukaryota; Metazoa; Chordata; Actinopteri; Salmoniformes; Salmonidae
Source: RefSeq, a predicted model, not a curated record
GCUCUUCGAUGUGAAAACACUUUCUCCCACUUUCUCCCAGAGAAGACACUUUCUCCCAGAGAAGACACUUUCUCCCAGAGAAGACACUCCAAAACAGAGGAAGAACACAACAUCGCUGACACUUGUCUCCAACGACACAAGAUGGCUUCUAAAUACAUCACAGAAAUUGCAAUCUCCACUAGCCCUGAAAGGGAGCAACAGCUUCAUGACCAAGACUAUGACAAGAUAAAUGUUAUCCUCAGUAAAGGCACUUCAUCCGCCACCAGAGUUUUCAUGUGGUACAAAAAGGGCGAUGGUAAACCCAUCACCAGAGUCCAGUUUUCAUUCACUGAUGCAAUGAAAGAUGACCUGAAAAAAGCAAGGUUCACUGAGCUCCCAGAAAACCUCAACUCUGGAACAGACGGAGACGUCAUCCAUCUGUGGUACUCUAGUGGUGCAAGCCCUAAGUAUAACAUUCCCAUUGUAGAUCUCUUCCUCACCACUAAUGAGAAGGAAGAGGCCAAUCAGUUCAAACUCGGCUGGGAAAGGCUACCAUGCAAUCUGAACCGCGGUAACUCAGGAGAUUUCAUCACCCUCUGGUUGAAGCGAAAGAGUGAGACCUACAUCUGUGACGUUGCUGCCACCACCUCAUUCCAAGAACACAUCAACCUUUUCAAGGGGGGCUACAUCCGGCUGGAUGAAGAUCUCAAUAGAGAUUCUGGAGGAAACCCUAUCUUCCUCUGGUACCGUCAAUCCACCGCAACGGGCGGCGGGCUCACCGAGAUGAAUGCAUCCGUCAACCAUGAUCAGGAUUCCAGCCUAGAGAUGAGUGGUUUCACCGUGGUGAAUGUUAACCUCAAUGCGGGAAGAAGCGGUCAGUCAGUGAUGGUCUGGUUCAAGAAAGAUGGAUCUCUCCCAAUCAAGGCCUUGACUGUUACAUCCAACCCUGAUGUAACUGGCCCUUAUAUGGAGGCCGGCUUGAUCCUCAUCGAUAAAAAUCUAAAUGCUGGCAACAAUGGUAUGCCCCUCUUCCUCUGGUAUGGCAAAUAAAAACCUGAGUUGGAGAGGCAGAAUCAGCCCAAAAUUGUGCCAGAUAUUAGCUUUUGCAUGGCAAUUUAUCUGUGUUUAAUUUUUUUUAUAUUGUUCUGACACUCAAUGUUAGCUUUUAUGUCAUAAAGUCACUGUCAGAGAUCAUUUAGAAAGUUUUCUUUAAUGUUGUAUUCAAUCAAUUAACAAUUGAAUUAUAGAAAUUAUAUUUUAGCAACAGGUAUUAUAUUGCGUUGUGUUAGUCAGAUAUUAUUUUGAAAAACCUGAGUAAAGUAAUACCAUUUAAAUGAUUCCUGUGUAACACUGAGCAUUCUGUUAAUCAAUAAAGAAAGCAUAGCAAAUGA